Messenger RNA from Trichoderma harzianum CBS 226.95, 1956 nucleotides. RefSeq lists its product as hypothetical. The coding region runs from base 12 to 1766 and encodes 584 amino acids. NCBI's taxonomy places the organism in Eukaryota, Fungi, Ascomycota, Sordariomycetes, Hypocreales, Hypocreaceae. The transcript has 3 exons. The record is from RefSeq and is a predicted model, not a curated record.
UCCAAUUCCUAAUGUUUUCUGCUGCCUUAUUAUUAGCCGCGGCAACUGUAGUUGCUGCAGGCAACCAGUUCAACGAUUGUGUCCUAGCCGGUCCUCGUUGGCCACAACCAUUACACCUCUCAGGCAGCCAGAGGCUUUCAAGUGCCAUCACCGAGUUUGAACGCCUUCUGACGGACGAAACUCUUAAUCUUCAACCGCAUGAUACGGCUUGGGGUGUGUCCCUUUUCUCGACCAAAGAGAACAGAACCCUCUAUGAACACUACUACACGCCUCCGAUCGACGUUGGGGUGAAAGAGGUCAACGGGGACUCCAUAUUCCGCAUUGGAAGCGUCUCAAAAGUUUUCAGCGUAUGGGCGUUUCUUAUCGAAGCCGGUGACCGUUACUUCAACGACCCCAUCACCAAAUAUGUCCCUGAGCUUGCAAACCUGUCUUUCCCUUAUAACAGUUCCCAGGGUUACAGAUUGUAUGAUGACAUUGACCAUGUCAGAUGGGAGGAUGUGACUCUGGGUGAGCUCGCCAGCCAGGCGGCAGGCAUAGCUCGAGAUGCAACCGACGGCGAUUUAUCAGCAGAGAUUACCUCAUUCCAGGCCCAAGGCUUAGGAUUUCCCGUCCUUGAUAAAAUCGAAGUACCGGUCUGUGGAGUACCCGGGGUGACGCGGCCUUGCACACGCAAAGAGACAUUUUUCUAUCUUCUGAAGCAACAUCCCAUCUUUCCGAGUGCACAUUCGCCUGCUUAUAGCAACAUUGCCUUUACGUUGCUUGGCUAUGCUCAAGAGGCCAUCACGGGGAAAAGCGUCAAGGACGCUGUUACAAAGAGCAUAUUUGACUCCUUGAACAUGAGAAAUAGCAGUUUUGACGACACCCCGUCAUCUGGCGGAGUUAUCCCCGGUAAUAAUGCCUCAGAGGUUGGCUGGGAUUUGAACCUUGGGCAAACAGCCCCCUCGGGAUCGAUGUACAGCUCCGUCAAUGACAUGGUCAAAGCCGGCAGAGCAAUACUCGAGUCCACACUCAUCUCACCAGCUCAAACUCGCCGUUGGCUCAAGCCCCUGAUCCAAACGGGCUACAUAAGCACCGCAGUUGGUGGUCCAUGGGAGAUUCGAAACCUGGAAUUCUCAGACGAUCGCAUCGUCCAGUGUUACACGAAACAAGGCGAUUUAGGAAGCUAUCAUGCAGCUCUAGUGCUAUCGCCAGAACAUGGCCUUGGUUGGGUCGUGCUCGCUGGUGGAACAAUCAAUUCGACUGCGUCCGACACUCGCACUGAACUGUUUAAUGCGUUUGGCGAUAUAUUUCUCCCAGCGGCUGAAGAUCAGGCCAAUCACGAGGCAGUUGUUAACUUCAACGGCACGUAUGCUGAUGAGGCCACCAACAGCUCAGCAGUCAUCGUCGUUGAAGACAAGGGCCGCCCGGGACUUGGAAUUAUCAGCCUAAUCAGCCAUGGCGUGGAGAUUAUUGGUCCUGAGAGCCCACUAAUUGGACUUUACGGAGCCGGGCAGUCAGGGCGAUUAUACCCGUCACAGUUGAAAACGGUAAGCCGGCACACGAACGGGUCGGGGACCUAUGAAUCUCGACUGGGCUUCAGGGCUACAUUCUUCAAUGAAACAAAGCCAGGAGAAUUAGAAGACCCAUGCCUCUUCGCCUGGACUGGGUUGGGUGCGCCAUUAUACGGGCAGAGGUCGCUCGAUGACUGGGUAUUUGAAAUUGGAGAGGAUAAUAAGGCAACACGUCUAGAUGUCCGGAUGUUAAGGCUUGGGCUAGAAAGAAAGUAGAAGUGAGAUAGUCGUCGCUAACAGCAGAUCUAUCUAUCUUGCUAUAAUACAUUUGCGGGGAAGGGAAGGAACCUGCUACAGUAGAUUUGCUUGUUGUGUGAAAGACUUGCAACUUGGCUCCUAAGCUUGCAGGCGUUACUAAACUUUCAGGUAUUACUAAGAUUGCAAAGUACAUAUACUUUCUAUAGUG